AGUCUUGUCUCAUGUCUAAUGUUUUCAUUUUUUUCAAUGUAGUGGCAGGUUAAAUCUUUUUAACCAUGCAAUUUUAUUGUUCUCUAAUCAUGCUGCAUCAUACAGAUAGGGAUUCUUUUAGUUCAUUAUUGUGUAAUUACGGGCAUUACACAACAUUUUAGCACAUUUUGAUUGUUAAUGAUGUAAUAUAUCAUUUUUAUACAAGCAUGUCCUAUUAUGUUUAAUUAGUUAGUAAUAGUCUGGAUAAUCUAAGAAAACGUUGAAGUUAUUUUAGUUUAUGUAUGGGCUGGGAAAACCGUUUUAUCAGGCGCCCUGCAGGCUUGCAUGUCCCAAAGAACCCAAGAACAAUAUUCAUGUUUCUAAUAGUAUAUAUGUGUUUGUAUUUUAUACCCUACUAUUCAAACCUUUUCUUGGCACUCUCAUAUUUAAGGAAAUCAGGGAACGUACGCUGUUCAGGAGCAAUUGCAUCUAAGAAACUGGUUCUAUGGGAAGGGAUCUUAAGGUUGUUGUAACGUCUUAGAUAGUACGGAGCAAGAUUUUGGGCUUUUAAUACCUGUAACAGCAUAGUUUGUGCAGUGCAUACACAGAUUGUGGUACUGUCACUAUACAAUCUGAGCUGUAAACAAAUGCAACAAAAAAGUAUGUAAAUGUAUAUUAAACUAUUGGAGUAUAUUAUGUAUUUAUUUUAUUUUCAUAUUUUAAACAUUGUUCAUUAGAAGAUACAAAAUUACAUGUGUACGUUUUAGUACGAAAAUCAGUUAUACUAAUUUAGUUACCACUGCUUCAAAAUCCCCAACACAUUCGUGUCUUCCUGUUCACCUGGCAUUUGAAUUUUAUUGAUUGUUGCUGUCAUAACAACCGUACAAUACACACAAUGAUACAAAUUUACUGUAUUGUUCCAUGCUUGGUCACUACAAAUAAUAGGCUGAACUUGGAUUGAAUGAGCACCACCAAGGUAUUGUAAAAAGUUACAUCCGAUUCGCUCGAUACUUGCGCACACAAAAUCUUAAAGCAGUGGACAUGUGUAUUCAAGAUGUCCUUGACACCAGGUUACUGGAGACAACUUUCACACAGAGAGAGGUGGAAGAAAUGCUCCAAGGGCUGAAGAUUUUAGUUCAUUCAGAGGUAGAAACGGAGCUGAUAAGUUUAGCUCACACCAGUGUUUUGUUGCUGAGCCAAGUCCUUCAACAGGCAGAAAAGUGGCAUUUGAGACUUAACAUAGAUCUCUCUGAAGUACAAAACAGUGAGCUUCUAGAACACGUGAAGGCCCUGGAGACAUCUGAACUAGGAGGCAGGACUAAACUAGAGCCUCUGCAGAGUGACGACGGCUCUCUAGAGUUGCUUCGGAUAGAAAUAGAACGUCUCCAAAGUGAAAACCAAAGGCUUGAAGAUAGCUUCAAACAUUUAGAAAAUCAGAUCAUUCAACUAAAAGAAGACAGGAACAAACUUAUAGGACUGGCAGAAAAGAAGGAUGAAAAAAUCUCAGAGCUAAAACUUGAAACAGAACAACUGAAUCAAAUAUUGAAACAACAAUCUACAACUACUUCUGUUCCCGAUGAUAAGCCAGAUGCUGAACACUUGCUGAGCCAGUAUGAGAAGGUUCUCAGCGAACAGCUCGGCUCAGAAAUGGAAGCAGUCAGGCAACAGAUGCAAACAGUCCAAGUGCAGUUGUCCUUAGCUGAACAGGAGCUGGAGAGGAAGUUCAACCAAACAACCACUUAUAUGAACAUGAAGAGAAUUAUUGGUAAGAAAAAUGAACAAGUGAAGGAACUGAGAAAGAAGUUGUUAAAAUAUGAACCACAAGAAAGUGCGGAUAGUGACUGAAGAUUUUGCAAAUUAAUUGUCAAACCAGCAAUUCUGUCUCCUAACACAGAUAAAAUCCAGCCCUAUUGUUUAAGGUUAUAUUUUUGUUUACUUUAUUGCAUUAAUGAUUAUUAUGUUAAUUUAUCUUUUGCAAUUAAAUGUUCAACUUCA
Molecule: messenger RNA, 1974 nt
Organism: Homalodisca vitripennis (glassy-winged sharpshooter)
Lineage: Eukaryota; Metazoa; Arthropoda; Insecta; Hemiptera; Cicadellidae
Product: leucine zipper transcription factor-like protein 1
Exons: 9
Coding region: 1021-1824 (267 amino acids)
Biological process (GO): negative regulation of protein localization to cilium
Cellular component (GO): cytoplasm
Source: RefSeq, a predicted model, not a curated record